UAGCAUGCAUCAUGCAUGACAGUUUUAUACCAUACUUCAUAGUCCCUGGAACUGUUUUCUCUGCAAAAAGCAUUUAUUUCUUACCGAGUUUAUGUUAUGAGGAAUUUUUUGAAUGAUAUCCGGUUAAAAACAUAUAACUAAGUUUCUUGAAAAAUGGAAACGGGGUUGAUACAAAUUUUUAGAAAAAAAUUAUUUCUAUUUGCUAAAAUACCGAACCAUAGUUUGCGCGUCACAUAUAAUGUAGGUACGUAUUAAAAGUACAUGUACUCUGAAUGAGGAGAUUGUUGGUCAGCUUGGCCAUUUCACCGAUGUGACACUGAUGUAAUGUCCUUGGCAGCCUCACAAAAGACGAAUUACUAAAUAAAUAUCUUGUAUUUUUAUGCUACAAUUAAUUCAUUCAUGGCUCAAAUCUGAGGCGUGACUGAAUCCGAGAGGAGUUUAACAGGGCGUUAUUAUCGCUACAUCUACGAAAUGGAAAUUAUUCCUUGGUGUUAGUAUACACACCUGAAAGUAAUACAAACACAAGUCAGCGAAUCUGAUGGCCUUAUCAGAAUCCUUGAAGGCUACUGAUGAGUUUUUCUUGAAGUUGGAAGUUUCUCAUUUUAAACAGAUGGAAGCUGAGGACCAAAAACCUAUAUCAGAUGUUGACGAGAUAUCUUCACUGCCAGACGGUGACCCAAAAAUCUGCAACACGUGUGUAAAGGAUCCCGAUACAACGGCUGUUUUAAAUUGUGAUGAAUCUGAGGAAAACUCGAGUGAAAUAUCUACGGUUAAUCUUUGGAACUUGAAGAAAUGCCGAGAACACCAGCUUUUGAAUGUAAAGACUCAGCAAAAGCGCCCCUCGUCAUAUCCAUCAACUAAAAACAUCGACAUGGACGAUUUGAUACUGAGACAUAUCUCGGAGGAAAUGGAUUUGAAAAGUGUGUUGUUCGGUCGUCUCUUACAACGUUGCGAAGAGGUAAGUAACGAAACGACUAAAGUCUCCGAGGACUUGACACAAGAAAUCAACUCUCAUUUUGACAAUUACAUCAAGGCGGUGGAGAGCCACAGAUCCCAACUCAUUCAGCAGGUGCGCGACCAAUCUAUCAAACAGACCGAUUACAUCCAGGGCCAAAAAUCGGUUCUGUCCAAAUUACAACAAAAUGUAGACGAAGCUAAGGAAUUUUUAAACACGAUAACCCAAGAUUCCCUAGAUGAAAGCAGUCACUGGAAACAGUUAUCCAAACUCCUCCUUCAUAUCCGGCGUGCUAACGUUCACGUGAGGUCACAGGAAAUGACCUUUUGUCCGGAAGCGGAUGGCCCAGUGAUCGACCAAUACCAGUUCUACGGACGGAUAGUAACUGGACGAGUGUGUCCGUCAAAAUGCUUUCUAAAUCAAGAGGGACUUCAGACAGCUAGAGUCCGACACAAAGCAUCAGUUCCGCUUCACGUUGUACAAGAGGAGGGCAAGCCAUACCCUUGUUCUGUAUCAGUGGGAGUCAAGAUUCUGGAGCCAUCAGGAGCAAUCUGUAAACCAAAAGAGAUGGUUAGUAAUAUGGACGGAACUUGGUCGAUAGAGAUAGUGCCGCGGGAGACCGGAAAACACGAGCUUUACGUCACAGUGGACGGACGACCAAUCAAGACAAAAUCUGUCCUGUUCCACGUAAAACCCAGUUGGCGGGAACACACCGGAAGAUGGCACUGCUGUUCCGGCUGCUCAAGAAGUAUUGGAAACAAUGAAGCGUGUAUAUACGGAUCUAGUUUUGUUGGUACAUACCACGGCUACUGCAGUCACCUGUCGGCGACACAUCCUGGAGCAGAACACUGGACGUGUUGUGGUAAAGUGACGAGACAUUCCGAGUGUGACGUGGCUCACCGUAAAAAGAGACUGAGUCACUUCGGAACCCGCUUGUUCUCCAGACCCCGGCCGCUGUCUAGCUGUAGCGUAGACUUACGCCGUAUCCACUCCACGAUCAAGGAGGUCACUCUCUGAGGCGGACGGACCACGCCCUAUCGUCACGGAUUACUAACUGGGUACUGGGACCAAAGACUGUUAUGCAGGUGAUGGGUAACACAAACCAUUGAAAUAAUUAUGGUUGAUGUUCCAAAAGAAGGCUUUAGCCAACUGUAUUCUGAAAACUACACGUUGUGAUAAAUGUGUUUAUAUAUGAACAAAAAAUAAUACUUAAUGUAAGCAGCAACUUAUAUACACUGUACAUGAUAUGAAGAAUAAGGAAUGAAAAUAAAAAGGACAUGCAGUUGAAUACAUGUUUAGGAAUAGUAAACGUGCUUUUCAUAUGGUCAGUAAAAUAGUACUCAAUAUGGAUAUGACAAAUAAU
This is a messenger RNA of Magallana angulata, 2318 nucleotides long. Its product is annotated as tripartite motif-containing protein 45-like. The record is from RefSeq and is a predicted model, not a curated record. The transcript has 5 exons. Bases 539 to 1972 code for a protein of 477 amino acids. NCBI's taxonomy places the organism in Eukaryota, Metazoa, Mollusca, Bivalvia, Ostreida, Ostreidae. Gene Ontology annotation, molecular function: protein binding.